AUGCUAGGGGCCAUGAUGUACCCGGGCGCUGAGGAUGCCGACCUCGACGACAUGCGAGUGCCGCCGAUCCAACUCGAACACUUGCCUGAAGUUUUCCUAUCCAGUAUCCCGAAAUGCGGCGGGUGCCACGAGAUGAUCGUGGACCGCUACGUGCUAAAGGUGUCGGACCGCACGUGGCACGCCGGCUGUCUGCGCUGCGUCGAGUGCCGCGCCAUGCUCUCUGGGAAGUGCUUCGCUAGGAACAACCAGCUAUAUUGCACCGAUGAUUUCUUCAAUUGUAAUAUCCAAUGUCCAGGCGGCGAGGGUUCGUUAGACGGUGAUGCUGCGAGUAAGAGACCCCGGACGACGAUCACGGCGAAGCAGCUGGAGACCUUGAAAAAUGCUUACAGCAGUAGUCCGAAGCCAGCGCGGCACGUGCGGGAACAGCUGGCUCAUGAUACGGGACUCGACAUGAGGGUCGUGCAAGUCUGGUUUCAAAACAGACGAGCGAAAGAAAAACGGCUAAAGAAAGAUGCUGGCCGCACGCGCUGGUCACAAUACUUCAGGUCUAUGAAGAGUGGAAGCGGCUCACCUAGACACGACAGGUUACUGGACAAGGACGAGCUCAAGAUUGAUUUGGAUUCGUUUAGUCAUCACGAGCUGAGCAACGAUAGCUACAGCACGGUAGCACUAGGGGGCGAGGAAGGUUCGCCGGCGGGUGGGGGCGCGGCGGCAGGGGGCGCGCGCUACGCCGCUACGCCGCCAUACCUGCGCGCGCAUUCUCCACCACAUCCACACUACCACUACCCGCCAGACCAUCUCGUCUAUACUAACAUAGGUCAAGCAAUGAGUGGCGCUGGUAUCGGAGGAGCAGGGGGUGCGGGAGGUGCAUCAGACCUGAGUAGUUCGUCGUCCCCAGCUGCGGGUGGGUACCCCGACUUCCCACCGUCGCCAGACUCGUGGCUGGGCGAGGCGCACCACUACUCGCCACGCGCCUUCCCCUAG
Spodoptera exigua (beet armyworm) is the source of this 984-nucleotide messenger RNA. The record is from the annotation of a GenBank genome assembly. Lineage: Eukaryota; Metazoa; Arthropoda; Insecta; Lepidoptera; Noctuidae.